Messenger RNA from Myotis lucifugus (little brown bat), 1344 nucleotides. RefSeq names its product potassium two pore domain channel subfamily K member 13 (gene KCNK13). The transcript has 3 exons. Gene Ontology annotation, molecular function: potassium ion leak channel activity. Gene Ontology annotation, biological process: stabilization of membrane potential; potassium ion transmembrane transport. The record is from RefSeq and is a predicted model, not a curated record. NCBI's taxonomy places the organism in Eukaryota, Metazoa, Chordata, Mammalia, Chiroptera, Vespertilionidae. Bases 1 to 1335 code for a protein of 444 amino acids. Gene Ontology annotation, cellular component: membrane.
AUGGACACAGAGACCCAGGCCGCGGGGCUCCGCUCACCCGCCUGCCUCUCCAGCGCCCCCGACCCCCGCCCCGGGGAAAACGCAACUCGGCGGGAGUUCGCCCUGAGGACGCGCCACUCCAGUGCCUGCCGUGAGCUGCGACUGCAGGCUGCGGCCCCGCGCCACGUGAACGAGGACAACGCGCGCUUCUUGCUACUCGCCGCGCUCAUCGUGCUCUACCUGCUGGGCGACGCGGCCGUCUUCUCGGCCCUGGAGCUGGCGCACGAGCGCCAGGCCAAGCAGCGCUGGGAGGAGCGCCUGGCCAACUUCAGCCGCCGCCACAACCUGAGCCGCGACGAGCUGCGCGGCUUCCUCCGCCACUACGAGGAGGCCACCGAGGCCGGCAUCCGCGUGGACCACACCCGCCCGCGCUGGGACUUCACCGGCGCCUUCUACUUCGUGGGCACCGUGGUGUCCACUAUCGGGUUUGGGAUGACGACUCCCGCGACAGUAGGAGGGAAAAUCUUUCUGAUCUUCUACGGCCUCAUUGGGUGUGCAAGCACCAUCUUGUUCUUCAACCUCUUCCUGGAGCGGCUGAUCACCGUCAUCGCCUACAUCAUGAAGUCCUGCCAGCAGCAGCAGCUCCGGAGAGAGGGGGCCCUGCCCCGGGAGAGCCCCAAGAACCUCUGCGGUGCGGUGGGCGGCCUGGCGGGCUGGAAGCCCUCCGUGUACUACGUCAUGCUGAUCCUGUGCCUGGCCUCCCUCCUCAUCUCCUGCUGCGCCUCCGCCAUGUACACCUGCAUCGAGGGCUGGAGCUACUUCGACUCCCUCUACUUCUGCUUCGUGGCGUUCAGCACCAUCGGCUUUGGGGACCUGGUCAGCAGCCAGAACGCCAUGUACGAGAGCCAGGGCCUCUACCGCUUUGCCAACUUCGCCUUCAUCCUCAUGGGCGUCUGCUGCAUCUACUCCUUGUUCAAUGUCAUCUCCAUCCUCAUCAAACAGUCGGUGAACUGGAUCCUGAGGAAAAUGGGCAGCGGGUGCUGCCGGCAGUGCCAGGGUGGCCUCCCGCGGGCACGCAGAAACGUGAUCAUGCCAGGCAGCGACCCCUCAGAAACGGGCGGGGUGAUGGACAGCGAGGUGGGUGGGCGGCGCCCCUCGGAGGAGAUGAUCUCCAUGAAGGACUUCCUGACCGCCAACAAGGUGUCACUGGCCGCCCUGCAGAAGCAGCUGUCUGAGUCGACCAACGGCUGCCGCCUCCAGACGGGCACGCAGCCUCGGGACAGCGAGUUCUCAGGGGGUGUGGGGGCCUUUGCCAUCAUGAACAACAGGCUGGCAGAGACCAGUGGGGACAGGUAGGACCCAGGA